This is a messenger RNA of Anopheles merus, 10332 nucleotides long. RefSeq names its product protein CREBRF homolog (gene REPTOR). The transcript is spliced from 6 exons. Gene Ontology annotation, molecular function: RNA polymerase II transcription regulatory region sequence-specific DNA binding; DNA-binding transcription factor activity, RNA polymerase II-specific. Gene Ontology annotation, biological process: regulation of transcription by RNA polymerase II; response to unfolded protein. The record is from RefSeq and is a predicted model, not a curated record. Gene Ontology annotation, cellular component: nucleus. NCBI's taxonomy places the organism in Eukaryota, Metazoa, Arthropoda, Insecta, Diptera, Culicidae. Bases 1605 to 4322 code for a protein of 905 amino acids.
GAUGAUAAUUCCCACACAGAGUGAGCGUUGCGCUUGCUCGUUCGUCCUGGUCGCUUCAAUUCAAAACAAUCAAACAAGCAGUGCGGACGCACCGCAAAGCGGUCGCAGCCGAAAGUGAUAACAUUGAACAGUGAGACAUACGGUACGCAAACAAAAAAUAAACAUUUUUGCACCAACUCCGAAGACACCGCGUGUGACGUACGGGUUAUCAGUUAUUUUUGCUUUCUGGUGAGUUGCUGUAAAAGUGACACACUUUGUUGUGCUUUGUUCCGUAUUGUAGAUUUUUGCGACAGCCACCUAUCAGGCUUAAUUGUGAUUCAUAUUGUUUUUGUGUCGUUGUGCAUUGAACACAGAAAAAAACUGAAAAAAGUGUGUUCAAAUUUGAAUCUAAAACAAUUUUAACAGAACACAAUCACAAGGAACCAGCAAAAGGUUUAGAGAGUAAAAAAAGGCGAAGUCCUGGCCUAAAAGUGCUGUGUACAAACGUGUUUGUGUGUGCAUAUUGGUGUAUGUAUGUGUGUUGCACAGCUGAUAUACAAACGAUUAUUAUGUAAGAAGCGAACUCUCUAAAGCAAGGCCAAAGUAAUUGCUCUUCAAUUGAUUGCACUUCUAUUGUGUUCGCAGUCCGCAUAAAGUACAAUAUCAUUUUCGAGUUAAAACUGUUGACAGUUUCUACGAAAGAGUCUCUCGUUCGCUACAUCGCGAGUAAACAGGUUAGCUGGUGGAAAGCGGAGGAAGAAGAAAAGAGAGGUGCGAAGGAAAGGGCGCACGCAACAGGGUGGUUUGUUGACACGAAAAGGAGAGAAAUCGCUGUCCGUCAUCGAUCGAUACACGCGCGUGCGCAAGAGAGAGAGAGAGAGAGAGAGAGAGAGGGGGGGAGAGCGUGCGCGCACGAGAACGCGUACCAGCGUGCGCUGCUUUCAGUCCUCCCGUCGCUUCGUUCCGUCGUAGUGUGCGAGGCGUGCGUGUGCGCUUGUAUCUGCAUGCGUGCAAAGGUGUGUGUGUGUCAGUAGGUAGCGGAAUAGAAAAAGCAACACAGCCGCCGCCAUAUUGGUGCCGUCGUAUGCGGGGAGCAGAAUCAAAACAAAGGAAAAUCAUCUGAUCUGAGCGAGCGAACGCAAACCGCGCCAACACAGAGAGACACGGGCCAACACACAUCGAAAGGCGAAAUCGUUGUUCACGUCAUCGGACAGAAGUCGAACAUUGUUGUUAGGCUGUGUUUCUGUGUUCUGUGGUGCGAAAAGAACAUCAAAUUCAGUUGGCGAAAUCUUCCCGAACUCUUUUGCGGAUCCGGCAUUUUGUGUACGGCACAGAAAGUGAGUGACGGCAACCUCGCACCCUCGCACCCCUCGCAGGGUGGGUUAGGAAGUAAAAAAAAAUGAUAUAAUUCAGCCUGAGUGAGUUGUUCACAUUUUGCAUCAUAUACAGCCCGUCGUAGAGGCUGUGUCAGUGUUUCUUCAAGAAACGGGCAAAUUCAACCGAGAAGCGUCCGACAGACAAACCACGGGGCAAGAUAGAAAGCAUCCCUUUACGAUACAAGGAAUAGCCUUCGGGCAGCAUCCAACAGACGGAGCGUGGUUGGUUUGGCGCGUACAGGAGUCUGGAUGAUGAGUAGCUUCGGCGGCUUGCAGAGCGGAGGCGGCCUAAACUUCACCACCGGUAUCGGUAGCGUUGACGGAAGCGUUUCGAUCGUCAAGCAGGAACCCACGGUAUACACGGCUUCUUCCGCGGACGGCGGAACGACCGCGGGCAACAACAGUAGCUGCAACACGAUCAACAACAACAACAACAGCCACAAUCAGCAACACCAUUUCCAGCAGAACACCUUCAUGAUGGACGCACUGAGCAGCAAUCCGAUGCUGACGACGGCAUCGAUGCCGAUACCGUCCCGGAGCGCCAACCAUCAGCGCGUGAUGCAGUCGGAUCUGGACUUUGGCAACGAGAUGGACCACCAGUUCCGCAGCUCUGGCCAGCUGCUGCACGAUGUCGGUGUGAUGGCGGCCGGCAACGGCAGCAGCUUUCAGACGGGCAGCCUGCCCACACAGAUGGACGGCAUGUUUCACAGCGGCUGGGACAACCUGAUCCUGACCGCGGACGGGAUCGACCUCGGGCCGAUGAAUGCGGCCGGUCUGCAGAUGAUGGACACGUGGAACAAUUUAAUUUCCCCGUCCUCGACGGUGUCGUCGGCAACGCAGCUGGACGAGUCGGGCAUACAGCAGGUGAUGGUCGGCGACGGUACCGCGAUCGUGCUGGGCGGUGGUGGCGUCGGUGGACUAGGCGCCGGACAGCAACUGAUGGAAGAGUUUGAGGUGUACCCGCUGGAAGAUUUCAACGAAGGGCUGCUGUGCAAUGAUUUGAACACAAUCGACGGGCUGUUUCACGACGAUAUAACGCUGCUCAGCCAGCCGCUGAGCCAGCAGUCGCCGAACCUGAGCGGCGACAGUGCCAUCAUCCUGUCGCCCAGCCUGCCCCAGCAGAUUCUGGGCCGCUCGUCGAACCUUUCGUCCGGCGGGCUGACCAUCUUGGCGAGCGGCGAGAACACGGUCGGCAGCGUGGGCAGUAACAGCGUGUCGUCGGGCUUCGGACCGGCCACGGCCGCCGGUGGCAUGCAGCUGCUCACGAACGACCCGAUGGUGGCGGCCAACUACAUCAGCAACACCAACAGCAACAGCAGCUUGCUGUACGAUGAGCAGACGCGCAUCUCCUCGUCGCCGUUCGAGCUGUACACGAAGCAGGAACCGGGCAGUGCGGUCCAGUCCCCGCUCGCCUUCUCGCCCAGCAGCCACGGUUCCAGCCCGUCCAUUUCCGAGGGUGGCCACCUGAUGGUACCGCAGGCCGGCAGCUCAGCGGCGAAGAAUUUGCUGCAGCAGCAGCUGCAGAGCUCGUUCAACAACAACAACACGAUGUACAACGGUGCCUCGAGUACGAUCAGCGCCGGCAAGCUGAUCAAGAGCGGCGGUGCGACGUCCCCGGGCAAUAAUAACAGCGACACGGCGAAGAACCAGAACCUGGGCGGUAGCAGCCCGGGCCUCGAUGGUGGUGCACACCAGCAGCAGCCGCAGCAGCAGAUGCCAUUGCGCGCUUCGCGGCGUGGCUUCAACUUUAGCCGGAACAGCGGCAACGUGGGUCAGGUGCAGCAUAACCCGAAGUAUUCCACCCUGCAGCAGCUGCUGAUGAGCAACACGUCCGAUCGGCUGGGCAGCGGCGGCAAUCUGGUGCUGGGACAGUCGGUUCCCGCCGGUAGCGGUUCCGCCGGGUUGCUGUCCGGUGCCGCACUCAGCCCCGGCGGCAGUUACUCCGGCCGGCGUCUGUUGCAGGCCCAGAUGGCAGCUGGAACGACGAGCGCGGCCGUUUCGGUCGGCUCGAAUGCCGGCACGUCCGGUACGGCGAUGUCGCGCUUGUCCUCGUCCGCACCGACACACAUUUCUGGCUUCGAGCAGAUUUGGCAACGGCGUGAACCGCGCCCACAUCUCCUGUCGACCGGUAGUUUGGCCGAGGCUGGCUCAACCUCUUCGCUGAGCACCGGAAGCAUCCUUAGCCCGGAGGCGCCCGAUUUUUCACACGACGAAGGCUACUCAGACGAUAGCGAUCACUAUGAGGACUACUCCAGCGGCGAAGAUUCGGAUAGCGAGGAUACGGGCAAGGUUUCGUCCAGUGCCGGCAGCAAGGCAAAGCGCUACUUCUGGCAGUACAAUGUCCAGGCGAAGGGACCGAAGGGGCAGCGUUUGGUCAUCAAAACGCAGGUGGAGGAUCCGCACGUGCUGAACGCGGUCACUGAUCCCGUAUUCAGUCCGAACUGCUCCGUUCGAGGCAUUAAGAAUCUUCGUUUACAGCACAGCGGCAAGGCGCGGAAGGGUGACGGCAACGAUCUGACGCCGAACCCUCGCAAGCUGCACAACAUCGGCAAGGAGCUGGACAAGCUCGGCCGCGUCAUCAACGACAUGAAGCCCGUUAGCGAGCUGCCGUUCAAUGCGCGCCCGAAGACGCGCAAGGAAAAGAACAAGCUGGCGUCGCGGGCCUGCCGGCUGAAGAAGAAGGCACAGCACGAAGCGAACAAGAUCAAGCUGUACGGGCUGGAGACGGAACACAAGCGUCUCAUGAACGGGAUAUUGCAUCUGAAACAGAUCCUGGUGACGAAGUGCAGCAAUGCGGGAACGGCCAGUGAGAACCCAGAAGAGUACAAACAGCAACUAGACACGUUGGUGCAAACGUCAUCCAAAAUAAAAAUUGCUGGCAAUUCUACUGAGUUUGUGAACAAAAUGCUCGAGAAUGUGCGGACGGGUAACAACACCAGCAUAGAUACGGUGCUGGAGCACUUCUAGAUCGGUCCUGAAGCUUCCUGUUGUGUUGUGCGCUUGUUAUGAACGCUACAGCAACGUGUGUGUGUGUGUGUCGAAAGGAGGAGUCGCGAAGUCAAAUGGUGAUGAUUUUGCGCGUCAUUUUCUCUCCACUCUGGAGGGAAAGUCGAACCAGCACCAAAUCACCAAUGACGAAUCAAUGAGACUGUAAGAUAAAAAAAGAAAGCAACCAAUUACCUUCGUUUUGAUUAAAACUACAUAAUAUUUUCUAAUGAGCGUGCAUUGUAUGAAUAAUGCAUAAAACGGCACAUGAUGCACAUAGUGCGGCCGGGAACAAGUGAUAUUUGCCAUUGCGCUGUUGGCAGACGCCCGCAGCAGUGGUGCAAAAGCAAUCACUCCGGAUGACGCAAUGAAUGAGAAAUUACUACCACCUAAGAGAAGAUCGUUGCCGAAGAAGGAGAAGCAUUUGUACGGGGAGUGCACUUUCCAUGCAAAGUGUAAUCCAGAACACGUGACAGAACGAGAUAGAAGAGCAAGAGGAGAAAAAGAGAGAACGAGAGAUAAAGCGAGGGAGGAAUGCUGAAACAUAUGUUGGUCAUUAUAUGAUAUUUGAACAAGCAUUAGCGAGUAAGAACACAUUUCUUUACAUGCAUAUACAUAUACGUAGAUACACUGUAAGGUACCGGAUAAGGAUUAUUCAAACCUGUUUUUGUUUGUCAGUACAACUUGUUACAUUACAUAUACGGAUAUAUUUUUUAUACGAAGUUGAUCACUAAAAAAAACAAGCACCAAGUACUAAUUUGGAUUUAUCUCCUACACUUUUCUUCUUCUGUUUGUUGUAAACUCAUCGAGCAAGCGCCUUUUAGUGUGUUCUCUCGAUUGGAAAGUGGUCGUGAUCUUCUCCAGUUAAACACUUUACCUCUACAACGAAAUCAAAACCAAAACCACACUGGUUUCUUUUGUAUAAAACCCCAAUCUCUGAUCAAAUCAACUUCACAGAAAUCACCCUAUUAUGUGUACAGCAGAUUACAAAUAUUGGUAACCGGUAUGACCAACUAUCCCUAAACCAAAACCACACGGACUGAGAUGAGUGCCGCGUCAAACGCGACCAUAUACUUAUCAUACUUUGUGCCACACAAACUACACGCGCGCGUACAUAUACAUGCAGUUACACAUCCAUCCAGCGUGACCAAUAGGGUUAACAGGAAAACAAAAACACAAACGAAUGAAAUGAAGCUCAGGAACAAAGUGCGUGUGUAUUGGGAUUGGAUUGAACAAUUGCAGUUUUUUAUUUCUUACAAACGUGUUUACUUUUGAACCAUUUUUGUUAUUUUUUUCUUCAAAUUAAAUGUGAAAACGAGUUGUGUCGGAGCAAUGGAAACUGUAUGUUUGAGAUACAGGAUAAUUUACUCAUAAGGAUCUUUUUAACAUUCAAACUUUUUCUCUUUAAAAAUGAAGGAUGCGAAUUAUUUUGUGUGCCGGUGUGGAUAUUGAACGAAACGAAUGAAAUGCUUGAAGAAAGCAAAAAAAAACAAAAAAAGAAAUCAAGAGAUUGCAUAUGCGUACACUGGCCGACGUGAAUGUGAAUGAAAAUUACCUUUAACGUAUAAAAACGAUAACCAUUGAUAAUUGAUAACGUAUGUACCUAAUUACCCUGGCGUAAAAAAACAAAACACACAACCAGACAUUAUAUAGAUAUGUAUACACAUAUAAUCUUUUUACAUUUUCUCAACUAUUGUGUGCGAUUAAUCCUUGUAGGAUGGGUUUACGAGAAAGAUAAGGAACAGAAUGGAAAUAGAUAGAGUGAUAGGAUAGAUACUGCGGGUGUCAGCGGUUUGUCUUUUUGUUUUGCGGAAGAACACGAUGGAAGAAUACAGCCGCCCCUGGCCUGUGGAGUAGUAGUAGUUCUGUAAGUGCUAUAGUAUGUAACGAAUACUUUUUUGUCUGUACUCCUGUUUUUUACUAGCUAUUUGACAUACUACUCAGCUCACUGACGUUGCAUGUGUUACAGGAAUCUUGUCGCAUUAGUUGUGUGAAGUGCGUUGCGAGAUGUUCGAAAUCGAUCGUUACUUUCCCGCCCCAAUUCCUCCUUUUCAUAAUCGUAGUUGUUUAAGCAAGAUGGAACGGGCAGCGCCCUCUAGCGAUGGGAGAUGAAGCAGUGUUAAGGAUAGCUUUUCUGUAUUGCAUUACACAGCAGGUUCGAAAAUUCAGUGAUCAUUUCCGUUUUCCAAGUGUUUUUAUUUCCCUUCUUCCUGGUUGUGUAGUGAGCGGAUAGUUUAUCGAGGCUUUGUUCAGGAAUAUGGGAGAUCGAGCGUGAUCGAGCGUGAUCGAGCGAGAGAGGGAAAGAGCUUAGAAGUGUACCUUAAGCAGCAGCAUCAGACUAAUACUGUUGAUUGUUCUGGUUAUUUUAGGCACUAGUACCCGGGAAAAGAAGAACGGUUUGUCCGUGCAGUCCCCCCGGGGCUAGGGAUAUCGAAAAGUGUGACCAAAAUGCUUGUUUGGAAAAGAAAACGGCCUGGCGCUAGGAAUGAUUUUCGAAAUGAGGAUGGUUUAAUGCUAAAACGCUUUAAUAUCGGUUCAAGGCGGACAGUCCGUCCCUCUGAUGGUACUGCAAAUAAGCGACAUUAUUCUGGUACUUGGUUGGGCACAACAUACACAUACACACUUUAAAAUAUAUUAUUUUAGUCGCUUUCGGCUACAGAACGAUACAGCUUUAACCCCCAUACGCACCCAUUGAUAGCAGCAGUUGUAAACGAAUAAUUGUGAUAAUAUUUUCUGUUUUGCUGCAAAUUGUCUGUUGUAUUCAGAAACUUGCAAGCUGCCAUACUGCAUUUAUUUGAAUUCCAGCGUCGAAGCGUGCGUUUUUGUAUGUCUGUGUGUAUUUGUAACAUGAACACCCAGAACACGUAAUGAACACAGUGGUAAAGACAACGUUUAUGUUUUUAAUUUUUUGUUCGUUUUUCCUUCUGUAUCUUUUUUGGAAAAUAAAGGGCACCCCGAUGCACUUACGUGGUUGAUUUUUGUGUGCAGCAUGCAACCCCGAGAAAUCUGUUCUGCAGCAGCAACGUACAACAAACCUACAAACAAUCUGUGAUUUUUGUUAAUGUUAUAGUGAGCGUUUUUGUAGUGUCAGCUUCUAUUUUUACUACGUUAGGAAGGAUUUGUUCUGUUUUUGGGCUAGGAACAGCGUGCAGUUAUGUAUUUUUGUUUGUCCGUAUUUCCAAUUUAGUUGUUUUGCGUUCCUUUGUUUCUGGUUUGCUGCAGAUUACAUUAAGCUAUAAUAAUUAUUUUCAAUGCAUCUUACCGUUUCCAAACUCUCUUCCUCUGAGUUAUUGUGUUAGGAUCAGACAAGCAGACUGACACGAAAAGGUUGAAUAAGGCACGCGAAUAGUAGAACUAGCGCAGUCAGCGUAUGCUCAGGUUUGUUGACUAAUGGAAUAGUAUGGCACUUGCUUCCAAUGUUUCUUUUCCAACGUAGCAUUAAGCAUGAUGGAGCUGGAUUGAAUUCGUCUUAUUACUUACCUCUGUUUGUUGAAUUAAUUGAUAUUGGCUAUAUUUUACCCUACACAGCUUUGCUGCAAGAUUUACUUUACAAUACAAGAGUAGAAUGUAAGUUUUUUUUAUAUCUUGACGAAUUGAUUGGAAAGUUAGGAUUUUCAAAUAAUCGCGCGUGCUAUUGUUUAAAAUUCAAAACGGCAACGGCAUGGAAUUACAGUUGCAUCUAAAUUGUAUAAACUAGAAUUAAAAAAAUUGAUUUAUUCUUACAAGCGUGAAAACACUCAAUUUGAAGAUCGUACCCAGUGUGAGGUAGAAGAUAUGUAAGGCAAUUUGGUUUUCAUCCACUAUCAAUCAUUUUCCAAGGUGUUUAUCAAACAUAUGGUCUGCAAAAUAAUGCGUUAUUAUGUUGCUUGAAAUUGAGGCAGUCUCUACCCACAUAAAAAAAUCGAAAGUUAAAAAAAAUCGCAACAAUAUCUUAUAUACUAUUGAUUAUUACAAAAGUUUCUCUUUUUGAACAUGAAUAACUCUAUUAUCAAUAUUCCCGUUUUGUAUUUGUUUUACUUAAACUUAAUCUUACUACGAUUAGCUUUUCUUCGCAAAUUAAAACAGAGGAUUAAAUUUAGUGGGAAAAAUCAAACAAAAGUCAAAUGUUCCUAUCCCACAUUAUGUCUAGGAAGCAGAAAAGAAAUUUGCAGCGAGACACUUAUCGAUAUGAAUGAUUGGCAAACCAAAUACAGGUUAACAUCAUAAACACAUCAUAAAAACCAUUAAUUCUACAAUUCUCCACUUGCAAUCAAAUGAUGAACACAAUGAUAAUAACCAAGCUGAAACAGGCCUCUAGCCUCUUGCCUCCCUUCCUUCGCCCGUUUACACAGCCCAAGUGGAUCGAAACAAAUUGUACAAAUAUAAUACAACAACGCGUUACAGCGUCAAAUCGUGUGUCAACUAAGGACUACUUUAGUGAUCAUCAUCUACAAAAAUGUGUGCAGCAGUAAUUACGAUGAAUGUUCUUUUUUCUAAGUUUCUUCCUUCUUCUACCGGUACCUGGCUACAGUUCGUUGCAAAAAGCAGUGCUGCCCGCAGUGCUGGUGUGCAAGGCUAGUUUGCUGUUCCUUUCGUACAGAAAGUAUAGAAUGUUCAAAUAUAUUUCUUUCAUCCUCACAAGUUUUGAAAUUGCUUCACCGUGUGGUGUGGUUUACUGCUCUGGUACAAAUAUUAGGAUGGACACAAUUGGAUAAAGGAAAAAUCUGGUCGAUUUACACUACCUCAGCACGAUGAUGAAUGUAUCGUAGAAGAGAAGAGAUUACACCCAUCACUAACCGAAGCAAAUACGGAAAACAGAAAAGGGAAAAUUACACAAGCAGAAGCUUGUAUAAAAAGGAAAAUGUAUAUUUUCAUGAGUACACAACUUUAUACACGAGCGCCCACACAUAUUGAACUCCGUUUAACGAAGCCUUUCAUCAUCCCGUCAACGGUUGUGUAAAGAGCGGUAGUCUGUUGUGCAGUUGCCGAAGGUAACGCUUUAGGAUGUAGGAUAACACGCAUGUGAUGAUUACAAUGAGAUUGCCAUAAACUGCAUGAAGCAACAAGAAACGGAUAUAAAACACUAAAAAACUAUGUACGUACUUUGCGAAACAAUGAGUUGAAACAACUGCUCCCCUUUAGAAAGUGCUGUUCGGUUUGCACUCUUCCCCCAAUCUCUCUUUAUCUCUCUACAAGAAUCCAAAUCAUAAAACCCAUCUGUAAUAGAAAAGCGUUUUAAACGCUUAGCUGCUUGAAACUUUACUUAGCGAGAGGCUGCUAAAUAAAAAAAGAAGAAACAAAACACUGAAAUACAAAACAAAGAAAAAAUCGCGGAAAAUAACAAAGCCAAACUAAAAACGAAGGUAACGAUAACAAGUGAACUACAUUCUGGUGGGAGCGUGUGAGAAGCAUGCAAUUAAUUAGGGCCAUGUUUGCUAAGUACAAUGGAGUGUAUAUUUUUAUAAACAUUUUCAAUUGACAUAUGAAUAAACACACUCAGCAGCAACAUAUGAAAAGAAAACGAACGAAAUGCAAUAAAAAAUGACUUGAAGCAGCUUUAUGGUAGAUUACUGAUUCAUCUGAAGUGUAGGAUGUUUGAUUUAUCUAACUUGGUUAUGAUUUUUAAAAGCAGAUCUUAGGGCCACUCGACAUGUGUGUACGAAAGCAGGAAGAAACAGAUCCCUUUUUGUAUGCAAUAGGCUUGAUGCUAUUUUGCUCCGUUGGAAGAAUGGAGAGGCAUUUGAAUUUUGUAAAAUGGGGUACCGUAACAGUUCAAAUCGCAAGCUUUUUGAUUGAGUUCUUGCGUUAUUGGUUUCCUAGGCACGAACGAACAUAGCGAACCACUUCAUAGCAGGUUUGCAAUGUAAUGAGACGAGCAGAGACGCAAGGACGAGUAAAUAUGUGUAACAAGGGUCGAAACUACCAAUUGUAAUAGCUGUGCUUACGUUGGAUUAAACACAAUAAAACUUUCAUCUGAGAUACUGUAAUGGAUAAUAAAGGAACUAAAAGUGUA